Messenger RNA from Aspergillus niger, 495 nucleotides. RefSeq lists its product as hypothetical. Lineage: Eukaryota; Fungi; Ascomycota; Eurotiomycetes; Eurotiales; Aspergillaceae. The transcript has 6 exons. The record is from RefSeq and is a predicted model, not a curated record. The coding region runs from base 1 to 495 and encodes 164 amino acids.
AUGACGAUAGCUUUGGAAUUGGGUGAGAAGCAGGAGAAAAGAAUCAAUCACAAGGGCGUCAGCCGCAGGCAGAGACAGCAGGCCGAGCAGGCAGAGAAGCGCACGCAUGUACCUCCAGGGUACCUCCACUCCGUUGGGGAGAAAGAUGAUGUGCCUACUGUUACAGCUCCUGCAAAGCUCAGCCCAUGUCUAACUUCAAGCAAGAACAUCGUCCGUGCCACGAUUCCCAUUGACUUUCAAUGCUUUGUUAGAUUGUCAGUUGGUUGGCAAGGACUGGCUCGUGCUAGUAUAAUGAAAGUCUCAAAACGCGCUACUACUGGGUUAUACAGUGGGAGAUCUGACCCAUGCAUCUGGCCAGCCAGCCAGCCAGUUGCCUACUUAUUCCCCGACAGUCCAAACCUAAGCAGCUUACUAUUUAGCUCUUGCAAGGGACCGGGGCUGUUUAGUUCAAUCAUGACUAUUCGGGACUUAUUGGGGACCGAGAAACAGCAUUGA